AUGAUUGGAUGCGGGCUUGCCGGAAUCCAAUUUGCACACGACGUGAAAACAAGACUGACCAAUUUCGAACUUGACCUAUAUGAGAAGAACCCGAAGGUUGGCGGCACUUGGGCAAGAGAGAUUAAUAACGUUACGAUUAGAUGCGCGUGUGAUGUUCCCUCUCAUACAUAUCAUUUCUCAUGGGAGACCAACCCGCGAUGGACAAAGUUCUAUUCCCCAUCAUCCGAAAUUCAACAAUAUCUUGAGCAUGUCACGGAAAAACAUGGGCUCCGCCAGUACAUGCAUUUUAAUCACAAAGUUGUUGAAGCAAGUUGGCAAGAAAGCUCGUCCACUUGGGCCUUGGUUAUUGAGGAUGGCACCGAUCUCAGUCAACCAAAGCUCAUUAAAAAAGAAUGUGACAUUUUUGUGUAUGGUGGAGGAGUCUUGAAUAACUGGAAGUGGCCAGAAAUCGAAGGACGCGAUGUUUUCAAGGGCAAGAUCAUGCACACAGCUGCUUGGGAUGAAUCGGUUGACCUGUCCGGGAAGAAAGUCGCCGUCAUUGGAAACAGUGCCAGCGCUGUGCAGUGUGUUCCUGCUAUACAACCGUCUGUUGAGAAGGUUUAUAAUUACAUGCGAACGGCUACAUGGAUGAUUCCGCAUAUUUUUUCUGACGGAAAAGUUCAGUCUGAAUUCCCACCUGAAGACGUGGAGCGCUUCGCCAGUGAUCCGCAGUACUAUUACGAGUACCGGAAAGAACUUGAGUUAAGACUAGCCAGUGGAUUCCGUGGACUCUUCAAUGGUAGUCCUUUCCGAAAAAUCCUUCGGGACAUGACGCUUGAACACAUGGAAAAGAUGGUCACCGAUAAGAAGCUCUUGGAUGUGUUGAUUCCAAAAUUUGAGAUUGGAUGUAGGCGCUUUUCGCCAGGUGAUCACUACCUCAAAGCUCUACAACAGCCCAACGUGGAGGUGAUUACUUCUCCCAUUGUACGCUUUAGCGAGCACGGUAUUGUCACGCAAGAUGGAGAGACUACUGAAGUCGACGUUAUCAUCUGUGCUACAGGUUUUGACACGACGUACAAGCCUCGAUUUCCCAUCAUCGGACGCGAUGGAUACAACCUUGACGAAAACUUUGGCAACCUAGACUUAACCGAAAGUUAUCUAGGCCUCUCUGUUGCGCGAUUCCCCAACUUCUUCGGCUUCUCAUUUCCAAACUUUCCGGUCCUCGGCUCAGCACCUCCUGGAUACGAGUUGGCAAGCGAUUACAUUCUGCGCGUCAUUGAUCGUAUCCAAACAGACAAGCUUAAAUCAGUCUGUAUCAAAGAGUCCUCGCAAACUGAGCUCAACAAAUGGGUGCAGUCAAAUGCAUUGAAGACAAUCUUCAGCGCCGAAUGUAAAUCUUGGUAUGGUAAAGUCGCGGUGCCAUGGCCAGGAACCCAUCUGCAUUAUGCUCAGGCUACCAAGGUUGUCAGAUGGGAAGAUUAUGAUCUCACUUUUGAAGAUCCAGAGCAAAGGUAUGCCAGCUUUGGUAAUGGUAUUUCGAGCGAUGGAAUUACGUCAGAAAACAUCCCAUGGUUGCACGCAUCGUAA
Molecule: messenger RNA, 1566 nt
Organism: Bipolaris maydis ATCC 48331
Lineage: Eukaryota; Fungi; Ascomycota; Dothideomycetes; Pleosporales; Pleosporaceae
Source: RefSeq, a predicted model, not a curated record